ACCAGCAUGGCCAUGGCCACUGCUACCUCUUCCGCCAUGUCUGCUGCAACAACCACAGCGUCCAGUAUGGACAUGGGCAGCAGCACCUGUCAGAUCUCAGUAAGUUCUGUUUAAUCGUUUCAAUCGUUUCAAUUAUUCUAAUCUUCAGAUGCUGUGGAACUGGAACACAAUCGACGCCUGCUUCAUCUCGAGCUCGUGGCACAUCCGAUCGCACGGCAUGUUUGCCGGCUCCUGCAUCGGAAUCAUCCUGCUGGUGAUGUGUCUUGAAUUUCUGCGUCGAGCAGGACAGGAGUACGAUCGCUUCCUGGUACGAAUCCAUCGCCAGAGAGUGCUGGCGAUGCAGUCCACAAACAACGGCACCGGAGGCAGUGUUUCUGCUCGCGUCUCGCCCACCGUCUUCCAACAGGUUGUUCGGGCCUUUCUUCACCUCUGCCAGUUUGCUGUGGCUUACUUCAUUAUGCUUCUUGCAAUGUACUUUAAUGGAUAUAUCAUCAUUUGCAUCUUCAUCGGCGCCUUCAUCGGCUCAUUCAUCUUCUCAUGGGACACUCUGAACCUAGGUAUCGGUGAAGAUAAACUGUCCAGUGUUUCUAACGAGCCGACUGUCUGCUGCGGUUGAUCGGAUUGGUAUAUAGUACAGUACAUAGUAUAUAUUAGUAUAAAUUGAGUUAUGACUUUAGUUCGAUAGAAUGAGAUAUUGAAUACAAAACCCAAAUGGCAUUAUCAUAAGUCAUGAAUUGAAUCAUUGAAUUUCUUCCAUUCCACUUAG
Molecule: messenger RNA, 766 nt
Organism: Penicilliopsis zonata CBS 506.65
Lineage: Eukaryota; Fungi; Ascomycota; Eurotiomycetes; Eurotiales; Aspergillaceae
Exons: 3
Coding region: 149-616 (155 amino acids)
Biological process (GO): copper ion transmembrane transport
Cellular component (GO): membrane
Molecular function (GO): copper ion transmembrane transporter activity
Source: RefSeq, a predicted model, not a curated record